UCGAAUUUUUUCUGUUUUCUACGUUUUUAUCUGUCCGUUGCCUGUUGAGUUUGGCGUUGAGUGGAUCCGAUGGUAGGUUUUUGUUGUCUGUUUAGAUUUAGGGCUUUUUUUGGGUAGGUGAAGUGGUUGCCUUGCGGAUUUGCUACUCCUUGUCCGCAGUAUGUUACAGAUUUUUUUUUUUCUUUUCUUUUUGGUGGUUAAUUUUUGGUGUAUAAAUUACGUUCUCUAUGCUGGUAGGGCAAAUUGUAUUUUAUUGGCCGAUUUGUUCUGGUUUAGUUACAUGCGUAUGGCCUGCAACAUUUUAAAGACUUUAUUGUGCUGUUUUGAAGGUAAUUUAACAUGGAGCCUUCAAUUCAACAACGCACAUUCUCAGUCAAACUAUGGCCCCCUAGUCAGAGUACCAGGCUAUCGCUUGUGGGGCGGAUGACCAAGAAUCUUACCACUCCAUCCAUUUUUUCACGAAAGUAUGGUCUUCUGAGUAAAGAAGAAGCUGAGGAGGAUGCCAAGGAAAUAGAAAAAGUGGCUUUUGAUACUGCAAACCAGCAUUAUGAGAAGGAGCCAGAUGGUGAUGGAAGUUCUGCAGUGCAAUUUUAUGCUAAAGAGUCCAGUAAGCUUAUGCUGGAAAUUCUCAAAAGAGGCCCUAGGACAAAGGAUGUUGGAGAAGUAAUGACCUCUGAGAAAGUAAAAGCAUCUGAUGAAACUAUUUUUGACAUAUCUGAUGGUCGUCGAGAUUUUAUUGAUGCUGAGGAAGCUGAGGAGCUGCUAAAGCCUCUGAGCAGACCAGGAAAUAAGUAUAGCAAAAUAUGUUUCAGCAACAGAAGUUUUGGUUUGGAUGCAGCUCGUGUUGUUGAGCCAAUCUUGUCAUCCCUCAAGAAUCAACUAACAGAAGUAGACCUAUCAGACUUCAUUGCUGGAAGGCCAGAGGAUGAAGCUCUUGAAGUAAUGAAUAUAUUUUCUUCAGCACUGGAAGGUUGCCAGCUGUCAUGUUUGAAUCUUUCAAACAAUGCUAUGGGUGAAAAGGGUGUAAGGGCAUUUGGCGCACUGCUAAAAUCACAGAAUAAUUUGGAGGAGUUGUACUUGAUGAAUGACGGAAUCUCAGAGGAAGCAGCACAAGCAAUAUGCGAGCUGAUUCCUUCUACUAAGAAGCUUAGGAUCCUUCACUUUCAUAAUAACAUGACAGGGGAUGAAGGAGCAAUUGCCAUUUCUGGACUAGUGAAACAGUCUCCUAUUAUGGAGGAUUUCCGGUGUUCUUCUACGAGAGUAGGCUCUGAAGGUGGCAUUGCCUUGGUUGAAGCUCUUGGAACAUGUACUCGUUUGAAGAAGCUGGAUCUGCGUGACAACAUGUUUGGUGUGGAAGCUGGAGUAGCUUUGAGCAAAGUUUUAUCUGGAUUUUCAGAUCUCACUGAGGUGUACCUCAGUUAUUUGAAUCUUGAGGAUGAGGGGUCUAAGGCCCUUGCUAAUGCUCUCACAAAGUCUGCUCCAUCCCUUGAAGUGUUGGAUAUGGCUGGAAAUGACAUCACUGUUGAGGCUGCCCCUGCUCUGGCAUCCUGUAUAGCUGCAAAACAAUUUCUCUCCAGGUUAUACUUGUCCGAGAAUGAACUAAAGGAUGACGGUGCAAUUUUGAUAGCCAGGGCACUGGAAGAGGGUCAUGGCCAAUUAAUUGAAGUUGAUAUGAGUACCAAUUCAAUAAGAAGGUCUGGAGCCAGGAUCCUGGCUCAAGCCGUUGUACAGAAACCUGGAUUUAAGUCUCUAAACCUCAACAGUAAUUUCAUAUCAGAUGAAGGGAUUGAUGAGCUGGAGGAUAUAUUUAAGCAUUCUCCUGAUAUGCUCGGGCCAUUGGACGAGAAUGAUCCUGAAGGACAAGACCUUGAUGAGGAGGCUGAAGAGGAGGGUGCUGAUCAUGAUGAAUUGGAAUCCAGACUCAAGGAUCUCAAAAUUAAGCCAGAGGAAUAGGAAUUACCAUGAUCUCAUGCUCUCACGUCACUUUGCUCAAGCUUAUUUAGGAAGUUAAAUGUUCUCUGGCCGGGACUGCAUAUUCUUGUUUAAGCUGGUACAGCCUCACGAUGAUAAAUCCAUCAUUCAGUAGGUUAUAUCUCAAAAGGAGUUGGAAUUCCUGAGACUUUCUGAACAUUCUUGAGUUCCUUACUUUUGCACUCUAAUUUCUUCUAUGGAACCAAUAUUUUGGUUGAGAUACUGCUUGACAAUGUACUAUUUGUUGCUUUUUUCCGUUUCUCUAUUCCCCAGGGUAUUAUCGUUUGUUGCCUAGAAAUUGUUGGUGGUAUUGCAAUUUGCAAAUUCAGGCUAAAGGCCCCCUAUUCAGAAA
Molecule: messenger RNA, 2323 nt
Organism: Diospyros lotus (date-plum)
Lineage: Eukaryota; Viridiplantae; Streptophyta; Magnoliopsida; Ericales; Ebenaceae
Product: RAN GTPase-activating protein 1-like
Exons: 2
Coding region: 340-1953 (537 amino acids)
Molecular function (GO): protein binding; GTPase activator activity
Source: RefSeq, a predicted model, not a curated record